This is a messenger RNA of Ascochyta rabiei, 1749 nucleotides long. RefSeq lists its product as uncharacterized. Lineage: Eukaryota; Fungi; Ascomycota; Dothideomycetes; Pleosporales; Didymellaceae. The record is from RefSeq and is a predicted model, not a curated record. The transcript has a single exon. The coding region runs from base 1 to 1677 and encodes 558 amino acids.
AUGGCGCCAGCUACAAACUUAACACCGCAACCCCCGCCGGCGCGCAUACCAAAGCUCAGGUAUAGGAUUCCACUGCCAGCAGAUCAAAUCCCGCUUUCCUUGCACACUUCCCAGGACUCGGCGCAGACUUCGCAGCACACAACACAUUCUCCACUGCACCGGCGCGUUUCGACUGCGAGUUCAGACACCCCCUCUUCACCCUACCGCCCAUCUUUCGAGACCACAGCAAGCACCGCGUCGUCCAGCCUGGCUUCCACACUAUCCAGUCACUCGAGUUCCAAUGACUCCAAAACAUCCAAGAAGAAGAAAAAGAGCAAUUCAGUCUUUGGCUUCCUAUCCCUGAAGGAGCCUUCCCAAGUCGCCCUCGAGCAGUUCGCUGAGCAGCAGCGCAAGCAAGGCAAUGGCAAGGGCACAACUUCACCCUCGAAUGCCUCCAUCAUGACCAGCGCCACAUUUGCGAGCAAGAAGCUGCCAGCAGAUGUGCCCAAAGUGAACUCCAAGUGGGAUGGCAUUCCAGAUGCCGUCAAGAAGCGGCAGUCCACGUCAACUACGACCGCCAGGACAAGCAAAGACACCAAACGAACGUCGGGAACGUCGUUUGGCUCACAAGGCUCUCAGCUCUCAGCAUUGCCAUGGAACACCUCAGCCUUCUCUGUCAUGACGGACGAGUCUCGUGGUCCACCCAACUCAAUCACGUCUGUACCUGCGGGGACCAAUGCCGACAUCUACCACAACGGACACUACAUUCCCUCGUCGCCGUCCGAAAAUUCGCUUCCUGAACCAUCCCAUUACUUCCCGAGAGAGCCGAUGGCAUCUGGUGCUUUGCCUGGACCAUCUUCCGCAACUUCCACCGAGACUGAGGCUGGUCCUCUGCCUGAGAGUUUAUAUUCAACAACCAAGCCUGAAAUCGCGCCACAUGAUCUCGAGAGCCUCAGAUCUGCGUCAACGGCACCAUCGACAGGUUCGGUGGACACGAUCGUGCGAGAAACAGCUGAUGUCAUCUUCAGAAAGAUGAACGAUCGGCCUCAACAGCAGAGCUUUUGGGGUGGAGAUGCGCCAGCAGUCCAGUCACCUGGGGGAUCUGAAUCGAGAGUACCCGAGUCUCAUGAUUUCUUGUUUGAAAUACUACCCAACGCCCAAUCGCAGAAGAACGAAUCUCUGAUUACGUCUCCGUCUGGCCCUCAUACUGCAUCGGCCACUCGCUACACAGCACCACCUGCAUGUUACGUCCCCUCGACUACUCACGACAAAACGUCACCUGUCCCUCAUUACUCUCCUUCACGACCCGUGCACAACUUUAGUCGGCCUAUGCCACCGCCUUCGUCCACAAAAUUCUUCCAGCCGGCGCCCCUAGCACCUUCAUCCUUGCGGUCAAAAGCUAUGAGCUCGGGCCUUCCGACCCUAUACGAAAACUCUAUUGCGAGCACCGAGUCCUUGGAGACGAUUCGGGACGACGGCGACACGCGAUCAAUUGCGCCAUCUUUCACGCCGUCUUCAAUAGCACCAUCUGAACUAUCGGAGCACUGGCAUCAAUCUUCUCGUGAUCGCCUUGGUCUUGGUGGGCAGAUGCGCAAGAGCGAUGUGCUGCCAUGGAAGAUGGCGGAAGAUAGUCUAGGUAAGCCUAAGUCUCAGAAACAUCGAUUUUCUAUGAUGAUGAAGGGCGCACUGAGGUCAUAAGGUUCCCUUGGUGGCUGAACCGUGACUAACUCCAUGUACAUAGCAGCUUGCGACAGCCAGCAGCCAUCCUAG